This is a messenger RNA of Meloidogyne enterolobii, 1599 nucleotides long. The record is from the annotation of a GenBank genome assembly. NCBI's taxonomy places the organism in Eukaryota, Metazoa, Nematoda, Chromadorea, Rhabditida, Meloidogynidae.
UUUGUGAAUUGUAUUGUUGAAAUUUGCUUUAAACUCCCAAUGAACGGAACUAUGACAGAAACCACUGACGGCACUGCACCGUCUAAUGGGGAAACAUCGGAUGAAUUGCAAAAGUUUUCACAAAAAGAUGCUGCUUGUUACCUUCGUUGUCGUGGACUUCCCUAUUCUGCAUCGGAGAGUGACGUUAGAAAAUUUUUUGAAGAUUGGAAUGUUGUUGAAGUUAGUUUCACAAGUAGCAUUGAUGGAAAGCCUACUGGUGAGUGUUAUGUGCAAUUUGGAACUCGACAAGAGGCUUCUGAUGCUCAAUCUAAAGAUCGUCAAACAAUUGGCAGCCGUUAUAUUGAAGUUUUCCAAGUAAGCGAUAUUGAAAUGGAGCAACUGAUGAAACGUUUACAUAUGAAACGCACUAUGGCAACUAAAGGUUUUGUACGUGUUCGUGGACUCCCUUAUACUUGCACAAAAGACCAAGUCCAGCAAUUCUUUCAAGGGUUGACAGUGGAGGAAGUUGUCUUUGGGAAGGAACCCGGGCUAGAGGGGCGACCAACGGGAGAGGGGUUUGUGAAAUUCGGCGCCUCCGAAGAGGCAGAACGGGCUUUGCAACUUAAUGGGCAACAUAUGGGGACAAGAUACUUGGAAAUAUUCAAAAGUGAUGGAGCCGCGUUUGAAGCUUUUAAAUUGCGUUCACAAAACAAUAUUGUCCCUUUGAAAGCUCUAGCACAGUCUACUCCAGAUUGGGGGCCUGGAUAUGGUGGUGGAUAUGGCUAUGGCGGAGGCGGAUAUGGUUAUGGACCUGGUCCCGGUGAUCAUUAUGGUGGUGGAUAUUCAUUUGGUUCUGGUUAUGAACAACGUGGUGGAGGCGGACGCCCAUAUGGAAGAGGAUAUAAUGAUGCUCCUUCUAAUCGCUAUUCACCAUAUCCCAACUAUGGUGGAGGUUACGGUUAUGGCGGUGGAGGGGGAGGAGGAGGAGGUCGUCAUGGUGGGCGAGGCAAUCGAGGUGGCGGUGAUUAUCGGGGUGGAUAUGAUGAUGGUUAUGGUGGUGGAGGUUAUGGGGGCGGUGCUGGAUAUGGUGGUUAUCAAGAUAGUAUUGUUGGGCCUACUAAAGUUUAUAUGCGUGGUAUUCCAUUCCGAAUUACUGCUGCGGAGCUUGAACGAUUUUUUGCACCUUUAGUUCUUGUUGACAUACAGAUUGGAGCGAUGCCUGAUGGCCGGUCAAGUGGUGAUGGUAUUGUUGAAUUUCAAACACCGGCAGAUGCUCGCCAAGCUUUAAGCAAAGAUCGCGAGAGCAUUGGAUCUCGAUAUAUUGAACUAUUUCCAACCGUUAACGCCAAAAUUCCGUCUCAUGUGAAUUAUAACAGCAUUGGCGGGAAAGGAGGAGCACUACCACGUGCUGGUGGUGCUGCAGCUGGUGGUGGUUCGGAGCUUUCAGCGCCAUCUCAGCAAUAUGUAUCGGGUCAGUAUGGACAAUAUGGCAGUGACUAUUAUGGAUAUGGCGGUGCCGGGUAUGGGGGAGCUGCUGGUGCUGGGUACGGCGCUUCUGCUGCUGCUGGGUAUGGUGGUGGAGCUGCACAAGAUGUCAAACCUGUUGAUUACAAUUGGUAA